AAAUGGCCCAAACGACCGCCCCAGCAACGUCCAUCCAUGAUGAGGACUCCUCUGAAAGCAGAAUGGUGGUUACGUUCCUCAUGUCAGCACUUGAGUCAAUGUGUAAAGAACUUGCCAAGUCCAAGGCAGAAGUUGCCUGUAUUGCCGUAUAUGAAACAGAUGUGUUUGUAGUUGGAACCGAACGAGGAAGAGCCUUUGUCAAUUCUAGGAAAGAUUUCCAGAAGAAUUUUGUUAAAUACUGUGUUACAGAAGAGGAGAGGGCUGCAGAGCUGCAGAAAACAAAGACUGUGCCCCCUGUAAACAGACUGACAGUGGAUGCUGUGGAGCUGGAAGCUCUCAGGAAGUCUGUGGAGGACUUCUUCUGCUUUUGCUACGGAAAAGCUUUAGGAAAGUCAACGGUGGUACCUGUGCCCUAUGAGAAGAUUCAGAGGGACCAGUGUGCGGUGGUGGUGCAGGGUCUGCCCGAGGGGCUUGCCUUUAAACACCCGGCAAAUUACGAUGUUUCCACCCUGAAAUGGAUUUUGGAAAACAAGUCAAGGAUCUCAUUUAUCAUCAAAAGGCCUUUCCUCGAGCCAAAGAAACACCUAGGAGCCCAUAUGACAGAUCCUUCACAUUCAAUUAUACCUCCAGGUGGAAGUUGUCCUAUUCAAGUGAAAAUGGAACCAAGUGAAGAUUCUGGAAUUUCUUUGGAAAUGACAGCAGGCACAGUGAAGGAGGAAUCAGAUGAUCCUGACUACUAUCAGUAUAAUAUUCCAGCAGGUCCUUCCGAAACAUCGGAGAUGGAUGAAAAAAUUGCUCUUGCAAAAAGUUACACAGAUUCCUCCCAGCACGCCCCUUCUGAAACCAGUGAGGAUCCGGAGGUCGAGGUCACCAUCGAAGAUUCCUCCCAGCACGCCCCUUCUGAAACCAGUGAGGAUCCGGAGGUCGAGGUCACCAUCGAAGAUGAUGAUGACUACUUGCCCCCUAACAAGAGACCCAAGACCAGCGAGUCAGCUAAUGAAGCUGCCACCACUGGGAAAAGAAAAGUGAGAGAGUUCAAUUUUGAGAAAUGGAACGCGCGAAUUACCGACUUGAGAAAGCAAGUUGAGGAACUGUUUGAAAAAAAAUAUGCUCAAGCCAUCAAAGCAAAAGGUCCCGUGUCUAUCCCAUACCCACUCUUCCAGUCUCAUGUUGAAGACUUAUAUGUGGAAGGGCUGCCAGAAGGAAUUCCCUUCAGGCGGCCAUCCACGUACGGCAUUCCCCGGCUCGAGAGGAUACUUCUAGCAAAGGAGCGGAUCCGGUUUGUGAUCAAAAAGCAUGAGCUUUUGAAUUCAACACGGGAAGAUGUGCCAUUGGACAAACCGGUUGCAGGAGUGAAAGAGGAGUGGUAUGCCAGAAUCACCAAACUCAGAAAGAUGGUAGACCAACUCUUCUGUAAAAAGUUUGCCGAGGCCAUGGGGAGCACCGAGCCCAAAGCUGUUCCCUACCAGACGUUUGAGGCCCAUCCUACUGACCUCUAUGUUGAAGGGCUGCCAGAGAACAUCCCCUUUAGGAGUCCCUCCUGGUAUGGGAUCCCUCGCCUUGAAAAAAUCAUUCAAGUGGGCAACAGAAUAAAAUUUGUAAUCAAAAGACCGGAGCUGCUCACUCUGACUUCACCCGAAGUGAUUCAGCCCACGUCGAACACCCCAGUCAAAGAAGAUUGGAACAUCAGGAUCACAAAGCUAAGAAAGCAGGUAGAAGAGAUAUUUAAUACAAAGUUUGCCCAAGCUCUGGGGCUUUCAGAGGCAGUGAAAGUUCCCUAUCCUGUAUUUGAGUCGAACCCUGAGUACUUGUACGUCGAGGGCUUGCCAGAAGGAAUCCCCUUCCGUAGUCCCACCUGGUUUGGAAUUCCACGCCUUGAAAGGAUUGUCCGAGGGAGUGGCAAAAUCAAGUUUGUUGUUAAAAAGCCUGAGCUUGUCACUUCCUAUUUGCCCCCAGGACUGGCGAGUAAAAUAAACACAAGAGCAAUGAGUCCAAAGAGUUCAAAAAGGUCACAAAGUCCUGCAGGCAAUUCAAAUGUUCCAGAGAUUGAAGUUACUGUUGAAGAAGGUCCUAAUAAGUCACAAACAACAGAUGUGCGAACUAAUUCUCAAACCAAUGGGUCCAAUAUAACUUUCAAGCCACGAGGAAGAGAGUUCUCUUUUGAGGCGUGGAAUGCCAAAAUUACUGACUUAAAACAGAAAGUCGAAAAUCUUUUUAAUGAAAAAUGCGGGGAAGCUCUGGGGCUGACGAAACCAGUGAAGGUGCCAUUUGCAUUGUUUGAAUCCUUCCCGGAGGUGUUCUACGUGGAGGGACUCCCCGACGGGGUGCCGUUCCGCCGACCUUCCACGUUUGGAAUUCCAAGGCUAGAGAAGAUCCUGAGAAACAAAGCUAAGAUAAAAUUCAUUAUUAAGAAGCCUGAGAUGUUUGAGGCAGCUGUUAAGGAAAGUUCUGCUAUGAGCCCCCAAAGAAAGAAUAAUUCAUCUAAUAUAGCCAAUACAGCAAGCACCACAACAAACACAGUGGUGAACACAGCUGCAGGUGUUGAAGAUCUUAACAUCAUUCAAGUAACUAUACCAGAUGAUGAAAGCGAGCGACUGUCAAAAGUAGAAAAGGCCAGACAAUUGAGAGAGCAAGUAAACGAUCUUUUUAGCCGGAAAUUUGGUGAGGCCAUUGGUAUGAAUUUCCCCGUGAAAGUGCCGUACAGGAAGAUCACCAUCAACCCCGGCUGCGUGGUGGUGGACGGGAUGCCCCCCGGCGUGGCGUUCAAAGCUCCCAGUUACCUGGAAAUCAGCUCAAUGAGGAAGAUUUUGGAAUCGGCAGAGUUCAUCAAAUUUACUGUCAUUCGACCAUUUCCAGGACUUGUGAUUAACAAUCAGCUGAUGGAGAAAACAGAAGCAGAGGCACCACCAGCAGCUCCAGCAGCAGCACCAGUGCUCCCAGAUCCAGCUGAACCAAGCCAAAUAGAAGUAUCUGCAGGAGAUAUUAAAGAAACAGAAGAAAAUUCUCAAAUAAAGCAGGAACCAGACCCAACGUGGUAGACCUCAUCGACACUGGUCAGAAGCUUCCAGUUGAGAGAAGAGCCUGCCGGGACUGUCUUGAGCUGUGUAAUAUAACUGUAUAAGAGAAGUACCUUCUAUACAAAUCCUUUUUGUACUUUUAGAUAGAAAUGUCUACUUUUUCAGCAGUUCUGUGAAUUGACUUAAAGCAAAGAAUGACUGUAGAUUUGGAAUGGCUGGUUUUACUUCGGAAUAUAUUAUAAGGACGAAAUUGGAUGCAGCAAUGCCGGGGAGAUGACAGGGAUGAAUAUCCACAAAGACUUACCAGAGGCUGUCAACAUUUCCCAAGAAAGCUGAAUUUCACUGCACCUGAACGCGUCGCAGCUUCUGUAAUGAAGAAAAAUUCCUGCAGGUAGUUCAGUUUGUUAGUUUUACUUUGGGGGGGAGGGAGGGAGUGGAAAUCAUUGAUUUUUGGUUCUUACUCCUUUAAUGGCUUACUGGACAAUAGUAUCUGUAUAUUUGAACUAAUUUUUCCGAGGAUAUCUAUCACAAUUCCUACGUUUUUCAUAAAUAAAAGAUAAACUGGCUCACAUGACCGUUAGUACGCGUUAAUGAGAUGGACUGUGAAAUGGUCAGUAUUUCGGUGUGUGGAUUAGGAAACCAAACUCAAUUAAACCCUGUUAUAGUUUGUUCCGUUAAUUCAAUGUAGUUUAAGUGCAUGUUUUACCGGAAUAUCACG
Calidris pugnax (ruff) is the source of this 3735-nucleotide messenger RNA. RefSeq names its product general transcription factor IIi (gene GTF2I). Lineage: Eukaryota; Metazoa; Chordata; Aves; Charadriiformes; Scolopacidae. The record is from RefSeq and is a predicted model, not a curated record. The coding region runs from base 3 to 3038 and encodes 1011 amino acids. Gene Ontology annotation, cellular component: nucleus. Gene Ontology annotation, molecular function: DNA-binding transcription factor activity. The transcript is spliced from 34 exons.